GAUCACAUUAUGAGUGAAUUAGAAAACACAUUAAGCCAAAAUGACAACAUCUUUCUCCAUGAAUGCUGGUGAUGGUCUUUAUAGCUACUCCAAAAACUCCCAUUUGCAGAAUGAAAUAAUAGAUGGUGUAAAGGAGAUGGUGAGAGAUGCAAUUAUUCGAAAGCUUGACAUCAAGACCAUAUUAUCUUCUUCAAACACAAUAUAUAUUACAGAGUUAGGAUGUUCUGUUGGACCAAACACUUUUAGCUCAAUGCAACAUAUUGUAGAAGCUCUAAAGGACAAGUACUUAUACCAAGACCAAGUCAUAGAUUCCACCAAGAGUAUUCCUGAAUUCCAAAUAUUCUUCAAUGAUCAAGUCACCAAUGAUUUCAACACCCUUUUUCGUUCACUACCUGUUGAUCGAUCCUACUAUGCAUCUGGAGUUCCAGGUUCUUUCCAUGGUAGAUUAUUUCCAUCACGAUCGAUACAUUUUGCUCAUUGUUCUUGUGCUAUACAUUGGUUAUCUAAGAUUCCAAAAGAGUUGUUAGAUAAAAAUUCCCCAGCUUGGAAUAAGGGAUUGAUUGCCUAUGCUGGUGCAUCAAAUGUUGAAAUAGUGAAUGCUUAUGUUGCUCAAUUUGAAAGGGACAUGGAAAUGUUCUUUAAUGCAAGAGCUGAGGAGAUUGUUCCCGGAGGAAUGAUGGUGCUUUUUACACCAUUUUCAAGCUACCUACGUCUUUUGGGAUUUUUUGGUUCUAGUCUUAUGGAUAUGGUGAAUGAGGUAAUCUCUAUUUUAUUUUGUAUGACGUUAUUUUGCCUUUUGACUUGUUUUGAACAAGUUUCAAGUGUAUUUUAGUAUGUCAUAUACUUU
Molecule: messenger RNA, 847 nt
Organism: Solanum stenotomum
Lineage: Eukaryota; Viridiplantae; Streptophyta; Magnoliopsida; Solanales; Solanaceae
Product: loganic acid O-methyltransferase-like
Exons: 2
Coding region: 41-832 (263 amino acids)
Biological process (GO): methylation
Molecular function (GO): S-adenosylmethionine-dependent methyltransferase activity
Source: RefSeq, a predicted model, not a curated record